AUGGCAGCUGUCAAUGGGAGUGGAAAACCAAAGAUGAAGGUCUCCUUCGUAAUACGGGAUGAGAACGAAAAUCGCCAUCGUGCAGCCGUAUUUGCACUCCAGUACGACUCAAGUACAAAUCGUUUGUUCUCUGCUGGAAAUGAUACGAUAAUCCGUUUAUGGAAGGUUCCUUCAGCUGGAACGAAGGAAGCAUGGCCGUCACAUCGAAGUGGAGAUUGGAUCAACGACUUGAUUCUUUGCUGUAAUGGACGAUUUUUGUUGUCAGCUUCUAACGACACCACGGUGAAGGUCUGGAAUGCCACAAAACAUUUCUGUAUGUCAACGUUACGCACACAUAAGGACUAUACCGACAAUGCUUUCUCGUUCGUGUACAGCGCUGGCAGAGAUAGACGAGUUUUUAGAACACCGAUUUGUGAUUUUGCACAAAGUCAUCUUUUGUUCGAGGAGGAGGCGUUUGUGAAGAAGCUGCUGCUGGAUGAUCAUGACCAUCCCACAGCUAUCUGGUCAGCUACGUGGAACUCCGCAAUAAAAAGAUGGCCUGUACCUUCGAAUACUCAGUUAUCGAUCGGUGAUGGUCAGAUGGAAGACGAUUUUGCACAUCUCGCUAUCAGCUCCUUACAUCGUUCACCAGAUAUUGUGACACCGGGAGCAACAUCAAUAAAACAGGCUGGAGUUUUGAACGACAAACGCCAUGUGAUAACGAAGGAUUCAGAUGAUUGCAUAGGGUUAUACGACGUCUUAGCAGGAAGGAAGGUAGCUGAUUUUGGUAAGAGACCGUUCGAGGACGUGGUACUGGAACACAAUAGGAAAGUAUUCGUACCGAGCUGGUUCUCUGUUGAUUACAAAAGCGGGAUGCUACAGAUAACGCUUGAAGAAGGAGACGUGUUCUCGGCUUGGUUAUCUGCGAAGGACGCUGGCGUGGAGGAUUCAGAUAACAAAAUCAACUAUGGUGGAAUGAUGCUUCGGUCACUGUUCGAGCAUUACCAGAACUGCGAUAUGGGUGCAGAAGGAUCCGAAACAGCGCUGGCGACGGCUGGCUAUAUUUCAAUUCCGGGUCACACUCCCAUCAUUCUAUCGGAAGUCAACGGACGCACAGUUCUACGACUGCUAGUACGUGAUGCUGCUAAUGAGGCGGAAUCGGCUUGCUUAGCCAAGGAUUUGCCGGAAUGGAUUACCGCAGUUGUUGAAAGAAGCAUGCUUCCGAAAUUCACAAAGAUGCCUUUUUAUUUGCUGCCACAUGCUAGCUUGAAUGUGAAGACGCCAAAAAAAGAUCGCCUUUCUGCCACUGAGAUGUUGCAAGUUCGUAAAGUAAUGGAACAUGUGUAUGAGAAGAUAUUGAAUAGUCCAGAAUCAGCAAUGGGCGAGACACCUAUGCCCGUUCAGAUUCCGACCAAUAUUGAGCAAAAGAUGGAGCUUUACUGUAACGAUCAAAAGCUCGAUCCAGACAUGGAUCUUCGAUCAGUAAAGCAUUUUGUUUGGAAACAGGGUGGUGAUCUUCUUCUAUACUACAAGCCGUUGAAGUAA
Molecule: messenger RNA, 1524 nt
Organism: Cooperia oncophora
Lineage: Eukaryota; Metazoa; Nematoda; Chromadorea; Rhabditida; Trichostrongylidae
Source: the annotation of a GenBank genome assembly